GACACGGAGACGUGAGUCCUUUCCAGUAAAAUCCCUCGAAUGAUUCUAACUCUCGGCUACCUUUUAGCUUCAUUUUUUAAACUGAUUGGAGUCACUGGACCAACACAACAGAAAAACAUCAUGGCCAAUGAACGUACUUAUAUCAUGGUUAAACCAGACGGUGUCGAUAGAGGCCUUGUCGGCGACAUUAUCAGCAGAUUUGAGAAACGUGGCUACAAACUGGUAGCUCUUAAGCUUAAAUUGGCUAGCGAAGAGUUAUUGCGUGAGCAUUAUGCAGAUUUAGCAGGAAAACCUUUCUUCAAUGGUCUUGUCGCAUUUAUAGGAUCUGGACCAGUUGCAUGCAUGGUAUGGGAAGGUAAAGAUGUAGUUAAAACCGGUCGACGAAUGUUAGGAGAAACUGAUCCGCUGAAAUCACUUCCUGGAUCUAUUCGUGGUGAUUACGCUAUUGAUCUGGGACGAAACGUGUGCCAUGGAAGCGACUCUGUUGAAAGUGCUAACAAGGAAAUUAAGUUGUGGUUUAAUGAGGAUGAAUUAGUCAAUUGGAAUGCAAGUCUCUAUAAAUCGAUUUACGAAUAAAUCUUUUGGAGGAAAAGAAUUUUUGAAUAUACGUCGUAGUUAUCAAAUCGAGAAGCGUACUACAAGUGCAUGUUGGAUCCAUUCCGAAUGUAUUUAGUAUUUGAUCGAUUGUAAUCUUGCUUAAAAUAAAGUAAGC
Molecule: messenger RNA, 712 nt
Organism: Trichoplax adhaerens
Lineage: Eukaryota; Metazoa; Placozoa; Uniplacotomia; Trichoplacea; Trichoplacidae
Exons: 5
Coding region: 121-576 (151 amino acids)
Biological process (GO): GTP biosynthetic process; CTP biosynthetic process; UTP biosynthetic process
Molecular function (GO): nucleoside diphosphate kinase activity
Source: RefSeq, a predicted model, not a curated record